AGCAGACCCAGCAAGCAGAAUACGCCACUGCUCUUCAAAGUUUGGCAUUGGAGAGAUCACGCUGCAUCCAUUCGACUCUGAAUAAGAAGAAAAGAAAAGGACAGAAAAUUUUCUGCCUUGGAAGAGUUGGGUCAGUGACACAAUGUCCUCGAAGGGGGGAACUCUUUCACCCCUGAAUGCCACCACCCCGUCCGCUGACACCUCAUGCGGGGAGGACUCUGAGUUCAGAUACCUCCUUUUCACCAUCUUCUACAGCUUCAUCUUCAUUCUGGGCUUCAUUGCCAAUUGCUAUGUGCUGUGGAUUUUCUGCCACGUUUAUGCUUGGAGGAAACUAAACGAAAUCAAGAUCUUUAUGGUGAACCUGAUAGUGGCUGACCUGCUGUUCCUAAUCACACUGCCCCUGUGGAUACUUUACUAUCACCACAAUGGAAACUGGAUUAUGCCUACAUUCCUGUGUAACGUGGCCGGCUACUUGUUCUUUGUUAACACCUACUGCUCCAUCGCCUUUUUGACAGUCAUCACAUACAACCGAUUCCAGGCAGUGACCAAGCCCAUCACAGCCGCUCAGUUCCCCACCCGGAGAAGGGGUAUCUUCCUCUCCGCAGCUAUCUGGGUGGUGAUAAUGAGCAGUGCUUUGUACUACCUCACUAGGGAUGGAAUUAAUGAAAUUAACCAUGGCACCAUCAAGCGGUGUUUUGAGGGCUAUAACACCUCUACCUCUGACAGCAAUGUGCCCAUCCUCGCCAGCCACGUUGUCAUAUUCAUUAUUUUUGUCUUCAUUUUCCUGUUUAUACUGGUGUGUAACUUGUUCAUUAUCAAGACACUAUUGACCAAGUCAGUGCAGCUGCAGAAGAGCACCCAUGUCAAGCAGAGGGCAUUCAGGAUGGUGUGCACUGUCCUGGCUGUAUUCAUCAUAUGCUUUGUACCUCACCAUCUUGUUGGACUCCCCUGGACCCUGACGGUCCUAGAGCUGUGGCAGAAGGAAAACUGUCCCUUGCGCCAGCAGCUCAAUGAUGCCCAUCAGGUGACGCUAUGCCUCCUGAGCACCAACUGCAUGCUGGACCCUGUCAUCUACUGCUUCCUCACCAAGAAGUUCAGGAAGCACCUUUCAGAGAAUCUUAAAAGCAUGAAAGGGAGUCGCAAGUGUUCCAGGCAAACCACUGAAACAGUGAUCGAGGGCACAGUGCCCGUCAAUGACCUCCCCACCACCCCCAUGAGAAAUGAAUAUAACCCUAUCUCCUACUGAGCAGGGCUGGGCCACUUGUGUCAUCAGCUUCCUCCCACUAAGCCAGGCCGGAGAGGGACACAUCAGUGGGCCAGAUCUCUGCAUUUCCAUCAGGAAGAGGAAUUAUGAGCAUUCAAUCCCUGUAUCCACAAAUGCAACUAGAGGAAUAGGGAGCCAGCAGGGGCUGCAAAGGGGCAACUUCUGACACAUACUGAUGCUUCAUGGGACACUAAUCACAGCUCAGUUUGUUUUAUUUUCUGUAAAGAAAAAUGCCAUUGACCUUGUACAAGUCUUUCUCCCCCCUCCUAUCUCCUUGUGUGAUCUGUCAGCACUUUAACAUGGGAAGGCAAGGGAAUUGCCAUGAGGCGAGCUCACCCUUAUGAAUGACAGAGAUUCUAUGGGAUCUGAUCCAAGUAACCAGCCUGGAGAGAAGGGGGGUCUGUGAAAGUCGAUGAGUAUUGGUGAUGUGCUGGAAACCUCAGCCAUAGCUCCCCCAAUCCCUGGGAUCCCUAUGUAUAGAUUUUAAGGCCACCAGGGACCAUUAUCUAGUCUGACCUCCUGCAUAUCACCGGCUAGAGAAUGUCACCUAUUCCUAGACCCACCCAGCCCAAUAACUUCUGGUUGAGCUAGCACAUAUCUUUCAGAGAGACCGAAUAUCAACUGAAAACCUCCAAGUGACAGAGGAUGAUUGCCAGCAUAGGAGUUAAGAUAGCAAAUGAAUUUAAUGCUUCUUCAUCAUAGCUUUUAUUUAUUAUAGAUGGGAUUAUAAAGAGGGAGUGGCUAUUGUCCCUAAGCUUGUGCUGCUGGAAACAAAGAAAUGUAGCUGGUUGCUUAUUUGAAGACUGUUUUCUGGUAUUUUAUCAUUAAUAAACUAACAGCUUGUGGCCACACCCCAGGGCACUCUCCAAACCACUCAACUGCUGCUGUGGUGUUAAGUCCAGUGCAAAAAUGUCAAGGGUUUUAAGCUCAGGCAUUCAGUCCAGGGUAAAAUGGACCCUGCUCCAAACAGUGCUGGCGGCAGACAAUUUGGGCCCACAGAAAGCUCGCUAUCCUGAGGGUGCCAGGCUUGGUUACAGAGCAGAAGACACUCAAGGCUCCUUGUCUAACCCUGAGUUGCUCAAUACUAAACUUCCUUCAAGCACAGGAAGUAGAACAGGGUGGGGAACUCGGUUUGGUUCUUACAUGAGGUUUUGGUUCCUCAACUCUUCUAGAAAAAUUUCCCAGCUGGUGAUAGGAAAAACUCAUCUGCCACAUUGACACUGGAAAAGGUUAUUUAUACCAGUUAGCAGCAGCCUGGUGAUACCAGCCAGAGAACUGCUAGGAGUGUUUGUGUGGCAAACUCCAAACCUCUCCAAUCAUCCGACCAACAAUGGUAUUAUAUUAUGCCCAUAUUUCACUGAGAGGAUUCCCAGCUCUUCGAUCCUCAGUCAUCACUGGUGGACCACUGAAACUUUGAUAUCUGUGAAUGGGCAAAAAGUUUAGACUUUUCCUUUCUACUAUGUACCUCACAGUGGUCACCCAUGCAUUCAGAUGCUACAGUGCAGGACAUGGUUAAGAACCCGAUCAGAACUGCAUGUACCUUUGCCUCCUCUGGGCAAGACUACUGCAAUGAUCUCUGCUUAGGGCUGCCCAUGAAGACUACACAGGGGCUUCUUCUAGUGCAGAUAUGGCAUUCACUUGGUUAUUAGAGCAAACUAUUCUGAGUGCCUAACACUCAUGCUCAAACCUUUGCCCUGGAUCCCUGUUCAUUUGGAAUGCAAUCCAAGGUAAUGGCAAUGAUCUUCAAAACUCUUAGUGGGCUUACUUGCUGGAGGCACCGCCUCUCACAUUUAUGCCCCACUGUGACAGUUAUUGGAGGAUGUGGUGGCACUCCCCAGGCAUGGUAGCAGAAUUUUCUGGUUUUGGAGAACUCUCCCAUUGGCGGGCCUCCAUUACUUGAGUUUUGCAAAUUUCAGAGAACAAUGAAAGGGGGUGGUGUUUGCUGCAGAGUUUAAGUGUGUUGAUUUUGUACUGUGUGUUCCUAGAAAUCUUGCAAUAGAGACUAGUUUAUGCUACACAUUGUGGAUAACUUUGUACAAGUAUGUUUUGCUCCACUGUGCUUAGCUGCUAUGGCAAUAAGUGCUUCGCUACUAGAUGUUUGCAUUUAUUAUCAAAGGGCAAAGACAAAAAUAUUUGCACAGGACAGACAAUGCACUCCAGUUGGAAUUUUUUUUAAACUUAACCAAAUCAUUUAAAAUAUAUCUGUUUAAAAAUUUUGCUGAGAUUUUUCACUUCUGCUUCUGAGAUGAUCAUUUCAAUUUUAGAGGAGGAACAGGAUUAUACAAAUUGGAAAUUGUAAACUGCAUGCAGGACAAGGAUGUCCUGGCCUGACUUAGCAAAAUGGAUCCUCCAGGAGAGUCUUAAAUAAAUGUAAAACUCUGCCCACUUGUGCGCAAUCCUCUGAUAUUUUUUCUACAUUCACCAAUAAAUGGG
Molecule: messenger RNA, 3697 nt
Organism: Terrapene triunguis (Three-toed box turtle)
Lineage: Eukaryota; Metazoa; Chordata; Testudines; Emydidae
Gene: PTAFR
Product: platelet activating factor receptor
Exons: 2
Coding region: 143-1246 (367 amino acids)
Biological process (GO): chemotaxis; G protein-coupled receptor signaling pathway
Cellular component (GO): membrane
Molecular function (GO): G protein-coupled purinergic nucleotide receptor activity; platelet activating factor receptor activity
Source: RefSeq, a predicted model, not a curated record